AUGUCCACCUCGUCGGACCCCAAGAAGAAGAGCGUUGCUGGGUUUUUCAGAACAGACAUCAAUGCCAAACACGCAGAGGUGCUCCUGUAUGCUUGCUGUCUGAGCUCUGGUCUCGUGGAUAGCACCCUCUACAAUGCGUACAACACCUUCGUCUCGAUGCAAACGGGAAACACCAUUUUCGUCGGCCUGGGCGCUUCAAAUCAGAAUCCUAGGCCAUACGGCUGGGCCCGCUCUCUCACCUCGAUCGGAUGCUUCGUCAUCGGCUGCUUCCUAUUCGCCCGACUGAACCGUCUUCUCGGAGCGAAACGCAGAGGGACCUUAAUCCUCUCGUUUUUUAUACAGGUCGCUAUGCUCAUCAUCACUGCUUCGCUGGUACAGAGCGGCGUAAUAGCGGGCAUCCCCUCGAACCCCGCUUCAAGCGAGACGCAUUGGAGCCAGGAAGCCCCUAUUGUGCUCCUGAGUAUCCAGUCUGCAGGUCAGAUCGUCGCUAGUCGGGCGCUGGGGUUCAAUGAGAUCCCAACUGUGGUCAUUACCAGUCUUCUUUGCGAUCUGGUCUCGGACCCGAAGUUGUUUCUCCUUCGCAAUGAGAAGCGGGACCGUCGAGUGGUGGCGUUUGUUCUGACACUGAUCGGUGCAAUUGCUGGAGGAUGGAUUACCAAGGCGACGCACGAUAUCUCGCCUGUGCUAUGGCUGGCCGCUGGAUUGAAGUUGAUGAUUUCUGUUUCUUGGAUUUUCUGGAGAGAGACGGAGGCGGACAGUGCCGUAUAA
This is a messenger RNA of Aspergillus thermomutatus, 768 nucleotides long. Its product is annotated as YoaK family protein. Lineage: Eukaryota; Fungi; Ascomycota; Eurotiomycetes; Eurotiales; Aspergillaceae. The record is from RefSeq and is a predicted model, not a curated record. The transcript has 3 exons. The coding region runs from base 1 to 768 and encodes 255 amino acids.